This is a messenger RNA of Arachis ipaensis, 8130 nucleotides long. Its product is annotated as piezo-type mechanosensitive ion channel homolog. Gene Ontology annotation, cellular component: membrane. Lineage: Eukaryota; Viridiplantae; Streptophyta; Magnoliopsida; Fabales; Fabaceae. Gene Ontology annotation, biological process: cellular response to mechanical stimulus; regulation of membrane potential; detection of mechanical stimulus. The record is from RefSeq and is a predicted model, not a curated record. Gene Ontology annotation, molecular function: monoatomic cation channel activity; mechanosensitive monoatomic ion channel activity.
GCUUAUUAGAAGGCAGAAUACCAAUAUUGGCCUUCAUUUCUACGAAUUGCGUUGGCUCCCUCCAAUCCAUGAGCAAAACAGAAAGUCAGAAACUCAACGCAGUUUUGGCUGAGAGCAACGAUUCAACAAAAUCGCACAUUUCGAAGAACACGCUUCAUGUUUGCGCGCGCGUCUCAGCGCCGUUCCUCCUCAAUCUUCGUUACCAUCGCUUUCACAUUCUAUAUCGAUUCUCUUUAAUUUGCCGUUCGUUUUUUUCCAUUUCCUUCCAUGAUCGCAGCGCCAUUUGUUAAUACGUUGCCAUGAGAAGCAGCGAGAGCUUCCAUUUUAUUCAUUACUCUUUCUCAUCAUGGCGAGGUUCAUCCCCGGGUUCGCAUUACCUAUGCUCCUUCUAACAGCUUCUUUACUUAACUGGAGUCUCAUAUCUUUGCUUAAUUUGUUAGCAUUCCUUUUCAUUCAGUACACUGCGCCUAGAAAGGGCACUCGUUUCCAUUCACAAUAUUCAAUAUCGCGGUCCAUCCUUAUACUGUCGUCUUUGACACUACUAUCACAUGCCAUAUUUCACAUUGUUUUGACCAUUGAGGGAGAUCGGUGGAGUACUGCCGAUGCUCAAUGGGCUCGGCUAAUUGGAUUAAUAAGAGUGCAAUCAUGGAGGUCAUUGCCCCAAGAGUACUUCUUGGUCAUGCAAGCAUUAAUGACCUUUCUUUCUCUAUUUGAGAUCUAUGGAAAUCGCGUUGGUCAAGAUGCAUGGAGAGAUUUUCAUUCUGGAGUUCUAUGUUCUUAUUUGCUGCUGAUAGGAUCUCAUCUCAGGGCCUUGUGCUUCUUACUGUUGCCAGCUAUACAACUAAUUGCUGGGAUUAGUCAUGCGUCUUGGGUUUCUUUUCCUUUUUUCAUUUGUAUUAGUAUAGGGCUAGUUGAUUGGUCAUGGAGGAGCAAUUAUUUAGGUAUCUUUUGGUGGUGGAGAUUCCUUUUCUUUUAUGCUGGCUUCAAUAUCAUCAUGAUGUACAUAUACCAACUUCCUAUUGAGCUCCCCGAGACAUUAAGGUUGAUUCUUUUCCACUUUGGACUGUUCAAACUUACCGCAAAAUCAGAAUGGUCAGAAGUUUGCUCAGGUCUAUCACUUCUACUUUUCUACAUUAUGCUAUCCUGGAUUAGAAGUGAGCUAGCUGAACUAGAAAUCAUCACAUCAACAAGAGAAAGCAGUGACUUGACUGAGCAACUUCUUCCUAAAAUGAAUUCUCAGUUUGUUCACGAGUCAAGGUCUGGAGCAAAGCAUAUGAAUUUCUUGUUGCAAGGAGCUAUUUCUCAGUCGUUUUUUAUUAACUUUUUAACAUAUGGUUUUCCGAUUUCCUUGCUGGCUCUAACAUAUUGGGGUUUCCACUUUGCAAGUCUGUGCUCAUUUGGAUUACUUGCUUAUGUGGGAUAUGUAUUGUACGCUUUCCCGUCCAUGUUACGGCUGCACCAACUGAAUGCUGUGCUUCUCGUUUUCAUUCUUCUAUGGGCAGCUAGCACGUAUAUUUUCAAUGUAGCAUUCAAUGUAUCAAGUGAUCACAAAGUAUGGAAGGAUAUGGAAAUAUGGGAAACUAUAGGCUUGUGGCAUUACUCCACCCCAGGAUACUAUUUGCUAGCCCAGUUUGGUCUAGGUUUUCUUGUUGCUUUAUGUGAUCUAGUGAACAGUUCAGUGUUGUUGUGCAUUACUGAUCAUGGACAGUUAACAACUCAAGAAUCCGUUGUGGAAGAGGAAGAGGAUGCUGCAAUAUUAAUAUUGGCUACAAUAGUUUGGGGACUACGCAAGUGCUCACAUGUUAUAAUACUAAUAUUGAUAUUUCUCAUAGCAAUAAGGCCUGGUCUCAUCCACACUGUGUAUAUGGUUUUCUUUUUAAUUUAUCUCUUGAGUGAAACAAUAAAUAGUCAAUUACGCCAAGCUAUUAUCCUUUUAUGCGAGGCGCACUUUGCAAUUCAAUUCAUUCUUCAACUUGAUCUGAUCUCCAAAACUUUGGAUCAGAAUGGUUCAUACUCUCUUCAGAUUCUCUCAAAAUUAGGCUUGGUUACUGAUAUCCAUUCGCUGGAUCUCUUCAAAAUAUCAAUUCUUGCUUUCUUUUGUGCAAUACACAAUCAUGGGCUCCAAACACUCAUUUUAUUUUCAGCCAUUGUACAGCAGACAUCUUGCCCUCCUUUCGGGUUUAGCAUCUUGAGAGCUGGCUUGAUGAAUCCUGUUAAUUUAUCCAGUUGUACUCUGAGAUCUGAGGCAAUAAGGAUAUCGUAUUUGAACGUCAUAAGAAAAAAAUCCCUCUGUGUUUAUCGGGCUUGUGGCAAAUACGUUGCCUUUCUGACAGUUCUCUUCAGCGUAUACCUUUGCACACCCAACUAUGCUUCGUUUGGUUAUUUGUUCUUUCUUCUACUGUGGAUAAGUGGAAGACAACUUUUGGGACAAACAACAAAGCAUCUUUGGUUUCCAAUGAAAGUGUAUUCUGUAACGGUCUUUGUUUGUAUUUACUGCAUUGGUGUAUUUUCCAGCUCUAAGAUUUUGUUUCCCGGUGUUGUUAAUCUUCAAACUGCAUUUGGCUACAACCCUGCAGCUUCAAUGUUGCGAAACAUCUUUGAAUCCUUGGCUAUAUUGGUUGUGAUGCAACUAUAUAGCUACGAAAGGCGGAGGAGCAAACGUUUGGGAUUAAGUGGCUAUAAUGCACAAAGAGUAGGGAAUUUCACUUUUACUAGACGUCUUUUGGUUCGGCAUGCUGAUAAAAUCUUAUCUCUGGCUUUGUUUUAUGCAUCACUCACACCGAUAAGUGCAUUUGGUUUCCUGUAUCUUGUUGGGUUGGUUAACUAUUCAAGGUUACCAAAGUCCUCUCAGAUCCCUGCAAAAUUAUUUCUAGUUUAUUCAGGAUUCCUUGCAAUGGUUGAAUAUCUUUUCCAGAUAUGGGGAGCUCAAGCGCAUUCAUGGGUAUCAUUAUUUAUGGGCUUACAGUUGUAUAAGCCUGGUUUUAAAGGUUUAGAAUCUGGGCUAAGGGGAAAGGUUGUGGUAAUUGUAGCAUGUAUACUUCAAUACAAUGUUUUUCGUUGGUUGGAGAGGACGCCACAUUUUAAUGGAAACAGAGAAGAAUGGGAUGAGCCUUGUCCUCUAUUCAACAUAGUAGAUGUACCUACUGAACCUAUUCCAUGUACCCCUAGAAACAACCUAUUGGAAAACCCUACAUCAACAAUCAAACAGGUUGCAAGAAGUCAUUCAUGGCCGAAAGUGAACUCUGCAUUAUCCCAAGGGCAAGGGCAAGGGCAAGGGCAAGAUUCAGGAAAUGAAAGAGACAGUGUCAAAAAAGUUCAACAUAUUCAUUUCUGGGAGAGUUCUAAGGAUAGCUUCAAGUGGAAUAGAAAGCGAAUUCUUUUUUUGAGAAAAGAGAGAUUGGAGAUGCAGAAGACUGUGUUAAAAGUAUGUCUGAAGUUCUGGAUAGAGAACAUCUUCAAUUUAUUUGGUCUUGAAAUCAACAUGAUUGCUUUGCUUCUUGCAAGUUUUGCAGUGUUGAACGCCAUCUCCUUGCUCUACAUAGCAUCACUUGCUGCUUGUGUUCUUUUAAAUCGUUUAGUUAUUAAAAAACUAUGGCAUGUUUUCGUUUUUCUAUUUGCUACCAUUAUCACUGUUGAAUACUUGGCUAUCUGGAUGCACCUGGCUUUUUUGAACCACCAGACUAAAGGACAAGUGGCAUGCCAUGACUGUUGGAGGGUAUCAAAUAUAUAUUUCAGCUUCUGCAAUAAGUGCUGGCUAGGAAUCAUUGUUGACGAUCCCCGUAUGCUUAUCAGCUAUUAUGGAGUUUUCAUGCUUUCAUGUUUGAAAUUCCGUGCUGAUCAUUCAUCUACUCUCACUGGGUUGGAUAUGUAUAGAAAGAUGCUCUCUCAAUGGAAGUCUGCAUCUAUACUAAAUGAUCUCUCAUUUGAAACAAAAGCAUAUUGGACAUUUCUUGACCACCUGAGGCUUUAUGGUUACUGUCACUUGCUAGAUUUUGUUCUUUCAUUAGUUUUGAUUACAGGAACUCUUGAAUAUGAUGUUUUGCAUCUUGGCUACCUUGCUUUUGCUCUGGCUUUCCUCCGAAAGAGGAUGAAAAUACUAAAGAAGGGAAAUUUAAUUUUUAGAUUUUUGAGGAUGUAUAAUUUUCUGGUUAUUGUCUUGUCUCUAGCAUAUCAAUCUCCCUUAUUUGGUCACCUUAGAAAGAUAACAUACGGUUCCAUUACAAUAGAGAGCAUCAGUGAACUGGUUGGGUUUCACAAGUAUGAUUAUGGGUUUCGAAUUACAUCAAGAUCAGCAUUAGUGGAAAUCGUCAUAUUCAUGUUGGUAUCACUACAAUCAUACAUGUUUUCAUUCCCAGAGUUUGAUUAUGUUCCAAAGUACCUUGAAAAAGAGCAGAUUGGUGCAAUAGUUCAACAGCAGGAAAAGAAAGCUGCCUGCAAGACAGCUCAGUUGCGGCACAAACAGAGAACUGAAGAAAUGAAGCAUCUCCGAAGCUUGCAGGUAGAAAAGAUGAAAUCGGAGAUGUCAAACCUUCAACAUCAUAAUUUGAGCACUGAAGCUAACUGUAGUAAUACUUCUCUCGAUUAUGAUGGCUUACGAGAGAGAGGAAAUUCUUCUCUCGAUAAUAAUAGGGACAAUGAAUUGAAGAAGGACAUCAGUCUCAGUAAUGAGCCAGCAGACCCCUUUGACAUGAACGAAUCUUUAACUAGUGAAAAAUAUCCAAGUCGAUUGGGACCAGAAUCUUGGAAACAGCCAGUGAGUACUCCUCGUGGAACUUAUGACGUAAAGGAAAGAGCUAAUGGCAGUGAUUAUUUUUAUUCUGAUAGGAGUCGUUAUAAAAUUCCAGUCAGGAAAAAUGCUUUACUUUCAGCUGUACAUCUCUUAGGGAGUGGGGUAUCUCAAGUGCAGUCUCUUGGAAACUUGGCAGUUAACAGUUUACUGAACUAUUUGAAGAUAGAACACGAAGAACUUGAAUCUAACAAUGAUUCUUCGGAGGAUGAGGAAUAUUAUGAAAUUGAGAAUUUGAAUCUGGGAGCGGAACCUCUAGAAGCUACAAUGUCCACCCACACUAUUUAUGAACAUACAAUGCCAGAUAGUGCUUGGCUCCGAAUCGGUAUUAUUCUCCGUCACUUUUGGUCCCGAAUGAGGUCAAAUAAUGACGUUGUCUGCUAUUGCUGUUUCAUUCUAUUAUAUCUAUGGUACUUCAGUUUGCUUUCUGUGGUCUAUCUAGCAGCUCUCUUCUUAUAUGCUCUCUGUCAAAAUACUGGCCCCAGUUACAGAUUCUGGGUUGUCAUCCUCAUUUAUACAGAGGUCUGCAUUUUGCUUCAAUAUUUAUAUCGAAUCAUCACUGAACACUGUCAGUUUGAAUUCCCUGUGAGCUUACUUCAACAAUUAGGAUUUCCUGUGAGAAAAAUAACAUCAUCUUUUGUGACAAGCAACUUACCUUUCUUUCUGGUAUAUAUAUUCACCCUCUUGCAAACCUCCCUAACUGUGAAGAAUGGUGGCUGGACAAUUGCUGUGGAUAGCAGAUUCUAUAAGAGAAUAAAUCAGAGCUACAUAGAGGAUUUAAAGGGAUCCUCCUUCCAUGUUAGAUUACUGAGAUUAUUGUUACCUUUGAAAAAUGCGAUGAAACUAUUAACUAGACGACUCUGUAGGUAUUGGAGAUCAGUAACAUCAGGUGCAGAAACACCUCCUUACUUUGUGCAGUUGUCUAUGGAAGUUAUCUCAUGGCCUAGAGAUGGAAUUCAGCCAAAGAGAAUUGAAUCAAGAAUGAAUAAGUUGCUGAAGAUCUUGCAUUACAGGAGAUGCAGAGAGGAGAAGCUUUUUAAGUUGCACUCAGCAAGUAGGGUUCGCAUUCAGAGCAUUGAAAAGAGUGAAGAGUGUGAAAAUGUGUGUCAUGUUGUUUUUGAGGUAAUAUAUGCCUCCCCUCCAAUUGAAUUUGUUGCUGAAGAAUGGUACAGUUCAUUGACUCCGGCUGCAGAUGUUUCCGACGAGAUCCAGAAAGCUCAACACGAUGGCAUUUUUAAUGAAAUUGGUUUUCCGUAUCGAGUAGUUUCCAUCAUUGGUGGUGGGAAAAGGGAAAUUGAUCUGUAUGCCUAUAUCUUUGGAGCUGAUUUGGUUGUUUUCUUCUUAGUUGCUAUUUUUUAUCAGUUAAUUAUGAAAGCUAACAGUGAGUUUCUUGAAGUCUAUCAGCUUGAAGAUCAGUUCCCAGAAGAUUUUGUUUUAGUUUUGAUGGUUGUCUUUUUCUUGAUCGUACUUGAUCGCAUCAUAUACCUAUGUUCAUUUGCAACAGUGAAGGUUAUUUUGUAUUUAUUCAACCUUGUUCUCUUCACAUAUUCAGUCACAAAAUAUGCCUGGGACAUGGAUCCUUUGCACAGAUAUGCUGGAAGACUAGCACUUCGUGCCAUUUAUUUCACAAAAGCAAUUUCUCUGGUUUUGCAAGCAAUGCAAAUCCAUAUUGGUGUUCCACACAAAAGCACCUUGUACAGGCAGUUUUUGACCAGUAAUGUUUCCCGGAUUAACUUUUUUGGCUUUCGACUCUAUCGUGCUCUACCUUUUCUUUAUGAAUUGAGAUGCGUGCUAGAUUGGUCUUGUACGACGACAUCUCUGACCAUGUAUGACUGGCUGAAGCUGGAAGAUAUUCAUGCUAGCUUGUUUCUUGUCAAAUGUGACGUGGAUUUGAAUAGAUCCACUCAUCAACAAGGACAAAAGCAAUCAAAAAUGACAAAGUUCUGCAAUGGGAUAUGUCUAUUCUGGGUUUUAUUGUGCGUCAUAUGGGCUCCUAUGCUGAUGUAUAGCAGCGGCAACCCAACAAACAUUGCCAACCCAAUCAAAGAUGCUAGUGCCCGGCUUGAUAUACAGACAAUAACUGGAAGGUUGACAUUGUUCGAGACAACCUUAUGCGAGAAGAUAUCUUGGGAAAAUAUUGAAGGACGUGAUACUUUGGAUCCUCUGGGUCUCCUUAGUGCGUACAAUGAGAAAGACAUCCAACUAAUUUGCUGCCAAUCAGAUGCUAGUACUGUGUGGCUUGUUCCACCUGUUGUGAAGGCCAGAUUCAUAAAGUCCAUCAGGUGGAACAUGGACAUCACUUUCUCCUGGCAAUUUACCAGAGAUAGACCCAGAGGAAAAGAACUAGUGAAAUAUGAAAUACCCAUAAUGUCUGAGGAUCUUCCAGAUAAUUCAGAAGUGAUUAAUGUUUUUAAUGGUACCUCCAACAGUUUCACAGUAUUCAAUAUCUACCCCAGAUAUUUUCGGGUCACAGGCUCAGGGGACGUGCGUUCUCUUGAUCAACAGUCGGAGGAGGUUAGUGCAGAUCUUGUUCUCAACCGGGGGAAUCCAGAGUGGUGGUCUUUUUAUGAUAUUGAUAUCUCAGAUAGACACGGAUGUGGAGAGUUCCCAGGACCAAUAGCCAUAAUUGUAUCUGAAGAAACUCCCCAGGGCAUUAUCGGAGAUACUCUCAGCAAGUUCAGCAUUUGGGGACUGUACAUUACCUUUGUGCUUGCAGUUGGACGUUUUAUCAGAUUACAGUGUUCAGACUUGCGAAUGAGAAUUCCUUUUGAGAACCUGCCUUCAUGUGAGAGGUUGAUGGCAAUAUGUGAAGAUAUAUAUGCUGCAAGAGCCGCAGGAGAUCUUGAUGUGGAAGAGGUUCUGUAUUGGACACUUGUUAAAAUUUACCGCACGCCACACAUGCUUUUGGGGUAUACUCAGCCUGACUACUAGUUCUAGAUUCUUGCAAGAGUUGUCACAUCUUAAAUGUCAUGGACAUCAACUCCAUAGCAAUUCAAACGCCAAGCAUGAGGAGCACAUGCGUGAAAAAAAGGCUGCUUCACCAUGUCCAUAUGAAUCUCGAGUUCGCGCUGGGAUUCCAUGAUUAUUACUGAUUAUGAGUGUGCUUUACUGCUUUUGGUUCUAUGGGUAUUGCUUUGCUUGCUUGCUUAGUUCAACAAUAACUAAAGCUCGCAUACAACAAGCUUGUCUAUAGUUAAUGUAAUGUGAAAUUUUGGGUGGUUCCUUCCAAGUUGCGUCCCUUAAAUUAUGGGGGUGUAUGCCAUAUCAUAUUUUUCUUUCACUGAGUACCAAAAUAAGUAAAUAACUACUGCAGUUCAUGAAUAGAAAGGAAACAUAAAAGACAA